This is a messenger RNA of Saimiri boliviensis boliviensis (Bolivian squirrel monkey), 2106 nucleotides long. RefSeq names its product otopetrin 1 (gene OTOP1). Gene Ontology annotation, biological process: inner ear morphogenesis; proton transmembrane transport. Lineage: Eukaryota; Metazoa; Chordata; Mammalia; Primates; Cebidae. Gene Ontology annotation, molecular function: proton channel activity. The record is from RefSeq and is a predicted model, not a curated record. Gene Ontology annotation, cellular component: membrane.
CAGGCGGGGCCCGGCGGCGGCCACCCCCGGGACCAGACUUGGGGCGGGUGUCUCGAAGAUGCUAGAGGGCCUGGGGUCCCCCGCCUCACCCCGGGCAGCUGCAAGCUCCUCGGUCGAGGGGUCGUCGGGGCCCGCGGCCUGCCCGCCGCCCUCGCCCUCGUCCCCGACGUCCCCGGAGUCCCCAGCCCCCCGGCGGGGCGGUGUGCGCGCCAGCGUCCCGCAGAAGCUGGCGGAGGCGCUGAGCAGCCAGUACGGGCUGAACGUGUUUGUGGCGGGGCUACUGCUGCUGCUGGCCUGGGCCGUGCACGCUGCGGGCGUGGGCAAGAGCGACCUGCUGUGCCUCCUGACGGCGCUCAUGCUGCUGCAGCUGCUGUGGAUGCUGUGGUACGUGGGCCGCAGCUCCGCGCACCGCCGCCUCUUCCGCCUCAAGGACACGCACGCGGGCGCCGGCUGGCUGCGCGGUAGUAUCACAUUGUUUGCAGUCAUUACCAUCAUCCUGGGAUGCCUUAAAAUUGGAUACUUCAUUGGAUUUUCAGAAUGUUUACCCGCCACUGAAGGAGUUUUCCCUGUCACCCAUGCAGUGCAUACUUUGUCGCAGGUAUAUUUUCUUUGGGGGCAUGCAAAGGAUAUUAUCCAGUCUUUCAAAACACUGGAAAGGUUUGGGGUGAUCCACUCAGUGUUCACCAACCUGCUUUUGUGGGCCAACGGUGUCCUCAAUGAGUCAAAGCACCAACUCAAUGAGCACAAGGAACGGCUCAUUACUCUGGGCUUUGGGAACAUAACAACAGUUCUAGAUGACCACACACCGCAGUGUAACUGCACGCCCCCAACUCUCUGCACUGCCAUAUCCCACGGGAUCUACUACCUCUACCCCUUCAACAUAGAGUAUCAGAUCCUGGCCUCCACCAUGCUCUACGUCCUAUGGAAGAACAUCGGGCGCAAAGUUGACAGCCAUCAGCACCCGAAAAUGCAGAUCAAGUCUGACGGGGUCGUGGUGGGCGCAGCCCUGGGCCUGACUGCGCUGGCCGCCACCAUUGGUGUGGUGGUGGUGUACCUGAUUCAUAUUGGGCGCUCCAAGACCAAGAGCGAGUCGGCACUCAUCAUGUUCUACCUGUAUGCCAUCACCCUGCUGAUGCUGAUGGGGGCUGCGGGGCUGGCUGGAAUCCGGAUUUACAGGAUGGAUGAAAAAUCACUGGAUGAGUCCAAAAAUCCGGCCCGCAAACUGGACUCAGACCUCUUGGUGGGCACUGCCUCUGGCUCCUGGCUUAUCUCCUGGGGCUCAAUCUUGGCCAUCCUCUGUGCAGAGAACCACCCCAGCUAUACCUGGUACAACCUGCCUUACUCCAUCCUCGUGAUCCUGGAGAAAUAUGUCCAGAACCUCUUCAUCAUCGAGUCCAUUCACCGAGAGCCUGAAAAACUCUCUGAGGACAUCCGAACCCUUCGGGUGGUCACCGUCUGCAAUGGCAACACCAUGCCCCUUGCUUCUUUCUGCCUCAAGAGUGGAGGCGUGGCUGAAGAUGUGGCUCCCCGGAGCAGGGACACGCCACCAGCAGCCAACGGAAAUGUGCACGUGAGAGAAGGCUGUGGCAAGGAGGACGAGAAGCGGGAGGAGAGCAGCUGGGGAGAGAGCCCCAGCCCAGCCCACCUUCCCUGUUUCUUACAGGGCAACGCCAAGAGAAAAGUCUUGAGGAAUAUUGCAGCCUUCUUGUUCCUCUGCAAUAUUUCGCUUUGGAUACCUCCCGCCUUUGGCUGUCGACCCGAGUAUGACAACGGAUUGGAGGAGAUUGUCUUUGGCUUUGAACCCUGGAUAAUUGUGGUCAAUCUGGCCAUGCCUUUUUCUAUUUUCUACCGAAUGCACGCAGCUGCCUCCCUCUUUGAGGUCUAUUGUAAGAUAUAGUCUGGGUCCACAAGAGACCGAGGAGUGAGCUAACAAGAGAGUUCACUGGAACCACCUGGGAGUGGCCAGGCUGGACAAAUAUUGCCUGACAAAUAUGAGAAGGGCCGCCUUUUGUCUGCAAAGAUUGCGCUUCCUGUGGGCUGGAACUGCCCGUCACCCCCGAUGAGUGUAAACAAGUUAGAUCAAAAUCCAUGAGGUGGCUGGAAUCU